This is a messenger RNA of Eruca vesicaria subsp. sativa (arugula), 1424 nucleotides long. The record is from the annotation of a GenBank genome assembly. Lineage: Eukaryota; Viridiplantae; Streptophyta; Magnoliopsida; Brassicales; Brassicaceae.
AAUCCGGGAAAGAAACAUCCAAUGGCUGCUGCUGCUGCGUGGUCUACCUCUACCGCCAUAACCGCCGCGUCACUCGGAGGAGCUUCCUACCUAAUCCCUUCGCGAAGCGCAUUCCUGAGACUAUCUCCACUCUCGCAAUCGAAAACACUGAACCUCAGUCAUAUACAGCGGAGAAGAGCCAAUGCUCUGUCGCCGAGGCGCGUCGUGGUACGCGCCGCCAGAAUUGAGUCAGGCGGAGUAAAGUUAGGAGCCAGGGCUCCGGAAUUCGAGCUUACGGAGCCGCUAACUGGGAAUGUAUGGAGAUUAGAUGAUUUCGAGCUGUAUCCAUGUCUACUGGUUAUGUUUAUCUGUAACCAUUGCCCGUUUGUGAUUCACUUGAAGAAAGACAUUGUUAAGCUCUCUAACUUCUAUAUGGAGAAAGGUCUUGCUGUUGUUGCAAUAUCUUCAAACUCUGUAGUAACACAUCCUCAGGAUGGGCCAGAGUUCAUGGCAGAGGAUGCAAAGAAGUUCAAGUAUCCAUUUCCUUAUUUAUAUGAUGAAUCCCAAGAGGUUGCAAAGGAGUUUGGAGCUGUCUGUACCCCUGAGUUUUUCUUAUAUAAGAAGGAUGGUCGUAGGCCAUUUGAACUGGUUUAUCAUGGACAGUUUGAUGAUUCUCGGCCUAGCAACAACACACCAGUAACUGGGAGGGAUCUACGUCUCGCAAUUGAUCUUACCCUUAGCUGUCAACCAAUACCAACGAAUCAAAAGCCAAGUGUUGGUUGCAGCAUAAAGUGGCAUCCAGGAACAUAAUCGUGAGCUAAGACAUUGACUCUGCUCUAUCACAAUUUAUGUUCCAUAGACUCAGGUUUGUUCCAAAAUCAAAACUGAAAGGAGAGAAGGCAAGGCAGAAGAACUUUGUAAGCAUGUCCGUCCAAAUAACGUAUGUAGUGUAAGUUGUAUUCAUUAUUCAAGAAAAAUAUACAGUACUCUACUACUCCACGGAUCCUAUCUCGUGGGAGCGUUCAUGUGUGAUAUAAAUUCAUGAACAGUAUAAGAAUGAAUAUUUAAUGUAAAUAGUACGUCUUCUGUAUUUAAGAAAGUAAAGUAUAUGUGAUUAAAAGGAAUGGAGCGAUUGAUCGUCCUGGUCAAAUCCCGAACGUUGUAAGAUCUGUUGAACUCCAGUGAUCACUAUUGAUCAUGAAGCUUCCCUGAGAAAUCAACUGGUCUGGCUCCUCUGAGAAUGAGCAAUCCAGGAUCUCUUGAAUCUCUUUGUCAUCGAGUAAACCUUUAAACUCGAAGAUCUCUUCUUGAUCUUCUUGGAGAAACUGACCAAAAGCUCGAUGAUCUUCCUGGAUCUUCUCGGUUAGAUUAUUAAAUUCUCCAUAGAAUCCAAGAUUCACAUCAGUUUCUUGGCAGAUAUCCCAGCUCAAGGAAUCCAAAGCGUG